Messenger RNA from Drosophila mojavensis, 2950 nucleotides. RefSeq names its product RYamide receptor. The transcript has 8 exons. Gene Ontology annotation, cellular component: membrane. The record is from RefSeq and is a predicted model, not a curated record. The coding region runs from base 616 to 2283 and encodes 555 amino acids. Lineage: Eukaryota; Metazoa; Arthropoda; Insecta; Diptera; Drosophilidae. Gene Ontology annotation, molecular function: neuropeptide Y receptor activity. Gene Ontology annotation, biological process: G protein-coupled receptor signaling pathway.
UGCGCUUUCAUUGUGCGGUUGCUCGGUUGCUCCGCUGCGAUCGCUCGAGCUGACAGUUGCGUGUAUUUAUUAUAUAUAAAAAUAAAAAAAAUAAAAAUAAAAAUAAAAAAAAAUAUAUAAAUUGUAACACAUCAACAGAAUAUCGAAACAGAUAAAAACGAGGCAUCACGUUUCUUGAUCUAAGUGAAUUAUUGUGUCGCUGUUCUGUUUUUCCAUUCAUUUGGCAUUGGACUUCAAUUUGCAUAGAACUGAGUCCUAAAAAAAAUAACAUCAAAUAUAUAGAGACAGACACGCUUAAAAUUAGUAAAUGUGUGAUAGUGUGACGCUUGAUUAUCAACCAAAUCUAUAACGAAAAUUGCGUAAAUACAAACCAAAAGCUAAUUGCAUUUGGCCUGCAGCAAAAGAAUAUUAGUUUGAUUAUUAUUAUUGUUAUUUUUGUUGUGAUAAUACUUCGUAUAAAUUAAAACCCUGGCAGUAAUUAAUUUCUGGGCAACAGCGAGGACAAUAAAAUGCAUUGUGCCACAUAAAUUUCGGUUGGCUUAGCGGAAAACUCGCCAAGCUUUUGCAAAUUGGCAGCACUUUGUCUGGCAGAGAGUCCCGGGAAAUAAUAAUAAAAUGGAAUCAGAUAUAAUAUACGAUCAGCAUGUGCAUGAGGAGCUGCUGCCAGGCGCCGAGGAGGAGGCGGAAUUCGAACGUCUUUAUGCGGCGCCCGCGGAAAUUGUGGCUCUACUCUCCAUCUUCUAUGGCGGCAUUAGCAUUUUAGCCGUGAUUGGCAACACGCUGGUUAUUUGGGUGGUGGCAACCACUCGACAAAUGCGCACCGUCACCAAUAUGUACAUUGCGAAUUUGGCGUUUGCGGAUGUCAUUAUUGGACUAUUCAGCAUACCGUUUCAGUUCCAAGCUGCGCUGCUCCAACGCUGGAAUCUGCCGUAUUUCAUGUGCGGCUUCUGCCCGUUCGUGCAGGCGCUCAGCGUGAACGUCUCCGUGUUCACAUUAACUGCGAUUGCCAUCGAUCGACAUCGGGCCAUAAUUAAUCCAUUACGCGCACGUCCCAGCAAGUUCAUAUCGAAAUUCAUAAUUGGAGGCAUUUGGCUGCUGGCGCUGCUCUUCGCCGCGCCGUUCCCCAUCGCGUUCCGUGUGGAGGAGAUCACGGACCGUUUUCGUGAGAACGACGUGUACUUCAAUUUGACUCGGCCGUUCUGCAUGAACAAGAACCUGUCUGACGAGCAGCUGAAGGCCUAUCGAUAUGCUCUGGUCUUUGUGCAGUAUCUGGUGCCGUUUUGCGUGAUUAGUUUCGUUUACAUACAAAUGGCGGUUCGCCUGUGGGGCACACACGCGCCUGGCAACGCACAGGACUCGCGUGACAUAACGCUGCUGAAGAACAAAAAAAAGGUCAUUAAAAUGCUGAUUAUCGUCGUGGUUAUCUUCGGACUGUGCUGGCUGCCCCUGCAGCUCUAUAAUAUAUUAUAUGUCACAAUACCGGAAAUCAAUGACUAUCACUUCAUUAGCAUCGUCUGGUUCUGCUGCGACUGGCUGGCCAUGAGCAACAGCUGCUACAAUCCCUUCAUAUACGGCAUCUACAAUGAAAAAUUCAAACGGGAAUUUAACAAGCGCUUUUCGGCGUGCUUCUGCAAAUUCAAGACCAGCCUGGAGCCGCAUGAGCGCACCUUUUCGAUGCACACGCGUGCCAGCUCCAUCCGCUCCACCUACGCCAACUCAUCGAUGCGCAUACGCAGCAAUUUCUUUGGCGCACGGAAUGCUGGCGGCAAUGGCAAGGGCGGCAUGAGCUUCGCCCGAACUGCUUAUCAGGCCAAUUUCAAUGGCAACGGCCAUGGGCAGGGGCAUGGCAAUGCUAACGGCGGGGGAGGGGCCGGUGGCGGCAGCACCAGUAGCUACAACAACAAUGGCCAUCAAACUGUGGUGACAUUUGCGGGCAGCGAAACGACAAUGGGCCCCUGGCGACGUAAUCACUUCAAACCGCUGCAUCCGAAUGUGGUUGAGUGCGAGGAUGAUCUGGCACUGAUGGAGCUGCCCUCUACCAGCGAGGAGCUGCCGUCCAGCAUGGGCGGCGGCGCAGCGAAUGGAGCAGGCGUGCAGCUGGCGCUGUUUAAGUCCGCAUCCCGAGAAAGUUUUAGUUGCAUUUGUGAACAGGAAUUCGGUAGUCGGACAGAAUGUGACGGAACCUGCAUACUCAGUGAAGUAUCCCGGGUGCAGCAGCCGGCAGCGGGUGGCGGCGGCAGCGGCUCGGAGCCCGUAAGCGAAUCCUUGUGGCAGCCCCUCUAAAUACGCCGCAAAUACGGCGUAUUUCUCUGUGAUUUCGAAAUAAUGAAUUGUGAUUGCAAACUGAAUGUUGUUGUUGUAGAAUGCGCGCACCGAACAAUGUGUUUACAUAAGUCUAUAGAGUAGAAUGUGUGAGUGUGUGUGUGUAGUAUUCCUAGCUGCAAGCCAUGUACAGUAUUAUUAUAGAGACUAUUGUCAGAGUGUGGGGGCCACGGGAUCGCGCAGAGACACAGGAGAAACACAAAGUGCUAAGCCCUGAAUAGCAUAUGAAAUUGAAAUAAUCAAUUUCAAUAUCCUGCCAAAAGGAUAAAAGUCACAAAUGUACUAUAUAUAUACAUAAAUAUUCGAUAGUAAAAAAGUAUUGGAAUCCGUUUAGAAAUAACUGUUAUUUCCAUACACUCGCUACAUUUGCAUUUCAUUUGUUAUUUUUUGCCCAUCUAACUAUUUGUAAGCGCAUUAAGCCAUUUACUCCAAUUAAUAGUCUCAUGAAAUCAAUUAACUAGCGUUAAAUGAUAAAUUAUUGAAUUAGUCUUUAAAUAAUACUAUCAAUACAAAUAUUUCUAUGUAUUUCUGUAAUAUAGAUGUGCACGUUUUAUGGCAUGAAAAGGCUAAUUAAUGUAAUUAUCUUAUUGAAUUAUCAAUAAUAAAAAAAAAAAAUAAAAUAAAAAAA